GAGACAACUUUAUUUAAGGAAAUGGAGACCAUUCAUAAAGUCUAUGAUGCAAUUAUGACGCUAUGCCCGAAGUAUAUCCGCAAGCUUCUUGCUCUGGAGUGUUGGGAUAAACAUAGCUCAGAUAGCUAUAAAACUUAUCUAGAGAAAUGUCAAGGCGGCCCUUUCAGCCAAAAGGAAUGGAAAAAGCUUCGCGGUUAUAAUUUCGAAACUGAGACGACUUCCGACAAGUUUGAUGUGACUGCGUUGAACCAAUUAUUCCAAAUUUUAUUUGAGAUCAAGGAUGACUGGAGAAACUCUGAGAAACUGUUAGAGAAAUUGAAGGAAAUCACAUGCAUUAGAAAUGAUCUUAUGCAUGUUGCUGAGUCCAUGAAAAAUCCAAAGAAAUAUGAAGAAAUUGAAAUUAAAUUGUUCGAGCUGUUAACAGAAGCAAAGCAGUUUUAUUUGUCCUCUCAAAGUGAGAUAAACUCCAUGGAAAAAGAGCUGCGAGUUGAUAUAAGCACGGGACCUUCUCCUGGAGGGAGAGAGUUGGCUUAUGCCGUCUACUGCGUCAUGACAGAUGGGAAAGAGACUGCAAAUUUCGGGUUUAGAAAGUACAUAGAAGAAGAAUUGCCCCUUGAGGUUGGUCAAGUUAAAAGAUCCGAAGUGUUUCAUCCCCUCGAAGUAAUGCUGCAAGACGAUGUAAACAACAUACUUCCUUUUCAGGACAUAUUUUAUUCGUCUGAAGAGAAAAUCACGAUCGUUUCGGGCGUUGCAGGAGCUGGAAAAACUACACUACUCAUGAACAUAACCCAACAGUUCUCAGAAUUACAACCUAACCUCCCGGGUUACCUACAAGGCUUUGAUAUCUUAGUCUUCGUAGAGUGCAGGGACAGAACAAUCAAAAAUCUGCAGCAAGUCAUUCAGGAGUUUUUUAAGGAAGUGUGUAUUAAAUUAGGAGAGGGAAGGGUUUUGCAAGCUCUUUUGGAGAUCCACGUUCUGUUUCUGGUCGAUGGCUUUGACGAGCGCAACGAAGGAUCGAUGGCAGUUUUGCGUGAGCUGUUGAAGAAAGCCUGGCAUUCUGAAUCACGCAUUCUCAUCACGACGCGUCCUCACGCAGUCAAGGAUCUGAAAAUUUUUUUAUCCCAAAAUAACUGCAAAUUUUCAAACUAUACGAUUGCUCCUAUAUCUAAGCUGCAGGAGCAGUUAAAGUUUAUUGAGAGGUACGCACAAAGUCUGAAUAAUGACUCUGUGGCCAUGCAAGAACGAUUUACUAAACUUGACUCGCAGUUACGCAAAUUCUUUACUGAGCCUAUAACACUGCUGAAUUUCUGCUCCAUUUUCAAGGACUCUCCCGGUAAGAUCAGCCAUUGGAAGAUCGCCAAUGACGUGGCAAAGGACACAGUGCAGCUAUACAAGGCCGUCGUGACAGCGAAGCUGAGCGAUAUCGCUGUCGCCAACAAAGAUAUACUGAUUGAUGACCUGUUCAUGAUUGUUGGCCGGUGCGCUCUUGAGUUCCUGUCCUGGAACAAGAUCACAUUCACAGAAAACGAGCUUCUGCGUUUGAAGCGUCAAUGCUACGAAAAAAUCUAGUAUUAUGAAGCCGACAAGGAGGUUGAUGCAGCAGUGUUCCUCAACGCCAUGCUAAGGGUGAAAAAAUCGCUAGCUGGGAAGGCUUCCGUGUCAUACUCCUUUGUGCACAAGUCAGUCCAGGAAAGACUGGCAGCGUCCUACGUUUCAACACACUUGCAAGCCUCCGACGUUUUUCUGCUAGAUAUCAUAACUGCUGCCGCUGCUCCAGGUCUUCGUUCGGGGGAGAAAUCCUGUUUGAGUACGGCUGAUCGAAUGCCGACAAUGCAGUGCAAUUUCGAACAGCUGCAGGAAGUUCUUCUGUACGUCCUGCAAGACUUGCACAGCAGUAGCAAUCCAGCGCAAUUCCAUGGACGUUGGCCCGAACUAAGAGACGCCUUCACCGACGCAGGCGUCGCCAGCAGCGCCGACUGGCAAAAUUUGUUGUUGCGAAGUCCUGACGUCAUCGAGCUGGCAAAGCACGCAGCACAGAUCACAAUCGAAGAAACCGAAGAAUGGGAAGUUCGCGAUGCAUGCCAUGUUAUGGCAGUGGCGCUGAUGAUGCCACACAGACAGCCACGACUCAUCAAAAUCGAGAUGUUACCUGAAGUGCUGCUCUCCGAGGCCUCCAGCUGGGCAAAGGUGGCCCAGACUCACCGAGGAAAACUGGAGCUAAAACUCGCACCGAACCAAGACGGGCUUUGUGACGACCUCCUUGAGUGCUUAAAUGGCUCCAGGUGUGAUCUCAUCAGGUUUAGCGGCAGAAUCAGCACUCCUGCUGGCAUCGCUGCUGUCGCUGCAGCUUCUCGGGCGGCAAGGACGUACUUGACCAUCGCACUGCCAGCUCCCCUCAACUUAGAUGCUCUGCAGGGCAGAUACAGUCAACUCGAGGUGAGUAUUCGACCUCAGGAUGCCGCUUGGCAUGCCAUAAGUCAAACCCAUCCACCACUGGGCGAGGAGGAGCAAGAUGAUGGCGUUAACACGAGGAGGGACGCAGCAGCCGUUGUGCGUCUCCCAGCCCAGCCGCCUCCAACGCUGUGGCUCUACAAGGUUCAGCCGGGCAGCUGUGAAGCUAUCGCUCGGAUCAUACGGGCAAUUGUUCCUUACAAUAAAAGAUUGGGUUCCCUAAAGCUGUACAAUUGCGGCUUGAAGGAAAAUGAACUGUGUCAACUGUUGAGGCAUUUGCACAACGAUGGCAUCAGGACUGCCUCCCGGGGACAGACGCUGUACAGAAGAGACUCAGGCCGCCACGUGUGGCUUCAUGUGACAGACGAUCUCCCUGACUUCACCAGGGCGGCGGAGGCCGUGAGCCGAAUUCUUGCUCAGCUGCAGUCCAGUAGCGCUGAGGAUUUUGAGGCUCAGUGGCCAGGACUGGUACGCUCGAUGCAAGACGCGCAGGCCACCGCGCGGGACUGGCGGGAGGCGAUGCUGUGCCGCCCUCUGGAAGCAAUGCUUGCUUUCGAAGCUGCCCAACGCAGUCUCAAGGAAGACAAGAAGUUCAAGAUAACGAGCAGUCGUGACGUAGAUGCUGUGGGAUUGAUGCUUCCCUACGCUCCAGACGCCCCCUUGGAAGUGGUGACGUUACCGCAAGAACUUAGGACAGCCGGGUGGCAAAAGAUUGUCCAACAUCACAAGGGAGACAUGCACCUUGAUCUUGUGGACGACUGUAGGAGUGAAUUCCAACCUUGCGAUGACGUGCUCGAGUCUCUGCUCGGUCGAAGGCCGAUGAUUAAAUUUUUCAAAGGCAGCAUCAAAACAUUUGCUGGGAUAAAAGCUCUUGCGGAAACAGCGGCUGAUGCACCAUCUCUGUACAUCAGGCUCGAGGACCCGUUGGACCUCAGCCCACUGCCCAGCAAAUGCCGAUACCUUCGUAUUUAUGUUCCGGUACUUAGCAGCACGGCGACAGCUGUGUCGCUACCAGAACGGCCUUCUCCCCAUCUCACGGUACUUAGGGCUCAGGCUGGGAGCUGGGAGGCGGUGGCCCAGACAGUGCUUGCUUAUGCUCCUCCUAGCAAGUGUUACGCCGACAUUGCCCUGUAUCGGCCGGAGCUGAGCGAGGAGGAGGAGCAGCGGCUGCUGGCGCUGCUGCAGGAGGAAGGCAUCAGGACCAACCACGCGGGGACCACACGCUGCGAGGGAGAAAGAAACAAAAGGUGCCUCGUCAUUUGCGACGAUCCUCUCACAGUUUAAUCUCAGUGACGUCAGGAGGGAAGUGGCGUCAUAAGUGGAGUGCUCGCACGGAUGGAACCAGGACGCCACCCAAGAGUAGAUUUCUGAGAAGACAAUUUGUGUGACUAACUUUUCAUAUUUUUCUUAUCUUAUGUAAUCGAUUUUACUCAACCGCUCAAUCGAAUGAUAAUAUAUAUGAAGAUUAUUUGUUUCUUACUCAGUUUGAAUCUAAGAAUAAAAAUACUCUGGUUAUCAUGGCCCGGCCCUUGUAUAAUGCGCUGAAGAGACUUAGAGAAGGACUUCACAUAUAACACUUCUGUAGCUAAAUUAUCAGCACUUAAGUUGAGCACAGCUUGACGUCAGUGAUGCUUCAAGAUAAUGAGCCGUAUUAUAAUCGUAAGUCAUGUAUUCAUCCUGAUUUGAGGCUCAAUCUGCCAAUGUAGGUGCUCAUCCAAAUAUUCAAAUUAAUCGUCAAGUGAUAUAGUCUAACGUUAGCAGAAGAACAUCACGAUGUAGCCUACGUAACCCCGCUUUCUACUUCUAAAUUUCCUGGAAACAACUUAGGAAUUGGGAGCUCAUCUUGGCAACUGGUGCUGCCUACGAAAUAAAUACAUAAUAAAUUAUUCACGCAUUUAUUUUUU
Hyalella azteca is the source of this 4355-nucleotide messenger RNA. RefSeq lists its product as uncharacterized. NCBI's taxonomy places the organism in Eukaryota, Metazoa, Arthropoda, Malacostraca, Amphipoda, Hyalellidae. The record is from RefSeq and is a predicted model, not a curated record. The transcript is spliced from 14 exons. The coding region runs from base 1618 to 3735 and encodes 705 amino acids.